Molecule: messenger RNA, 750 nt
Organism: Parnassius apollo (apollo)
Lineage: Eukaryota; Metazoa; Arthropoda; Insecta; Lepidoptera; Papilionidae
Source: the annotation of a GenBank genome assembly
UUGACAAAACAGAAAAAGAUUUUAUGGGACUCAUAUGUGACAGACAAGAAAUGCGAUACAAAAUAUAAGGCCUACAGAGAUUGCAAUAACAGGUGUGUUAGUGAAGCAAGAAGACUUAGAAGUCUUUACGAAGCCAAGAUUGUCGAGAGUGGAAACAAACCCUUCUAUGCUCACCUACGCAGUUGCAUGGCUUCUAAAGUUGGUCUGCCGCCUGUGGUACGUGAUGAACUUGGCAAUCUUGUGGUUGAAGGGUCUAAAAUUGCCGAAGCAUUUGCUUGUGAAUUUGAGAAAGCAUACUCAUUGGUACCUGACCUUAAUAAUAUUUCCAUACCUAUACCAAGAGUUAAAAACUCCAUAGAUGACAUCCAUUUCACAUCACAGGAUGUGCUUAUGGUUCUCAAGUCCCUAAAUGUAAACUCUGCUUCUGGGCCUGAUAAUGUCCCUGGAGUAUUUCUCCAAUCAUGCGCUGAAACCAUCUCACCUGUCUUGGUCAAUAUUAUGAAUGAAUCAUAUGCUUCAGGUGAGGUACCAAAAGACCGGAGACAUGCUAUAGUAACACCUGUUUUUAAAAAGGGUGAUAAAUUAGAUCCAGCUAACUACAGGCCAAUCAGCUUAACUAGUAUUGUUUGCAAAUGUAUGGAGAAGAUUAUAUGUAAAAAAGUAAGAAAGUUCCUAGCAGAUGAGAAAAUUAUUCCGGAUAACCAGCAUGGCUUUGUGGAACGGCGCUCGACUACAACUAACCUUCUUUAA